Messenger RNA from Diorhabda carinulata, 839 nucleotides. RefSeq names its product protein unc-13 homolog A-like. NCBI's taxonomy places the organism in Eukaryota, Metazoa, Arthropoda, Insecta, Coleoptera, Chrysomelidae. Gene Ontology annotation, biological process: presynaptic dense core vesicle exocytosis; synaptic vesicle priming; synaptic vesicle maturation. Bases 171 to 767 code for a protein of 198 amino acids. The transcript has 7 exons. The record is from RefSeq and is a predicted model, not a curated record. Gene Ontology annotation, cellular component: plasma membrane; terminal bouton; synaptic vesicle membrane. Gene Ontology annotation, molecular function: syntaxin-1 binding; diacylglycerol binding; calmodulin binding.
CUAGUAGAGCUUCGUUCCGAUAAGAGCCCCUAUCAAGAAUACCGAUUUUCGUAAUAAUUUACCCGUGGAAUAUGAACAUGAGUGGUCGAAAAGCUUGAAGGAUUUGAUUUGUGAUUGGAUAGUGACAGUGGAAAGGGUUAAAACCACAUCCUUCAAGAAUCAAGUACCGCAUGAUGUCGCUGCUAAGUGUUACAGUAAAGAAAGCUCGUUUCGUUGGAAUUCAAGCACAACAAUUCAAUACCUACGUAACACUAAAAUUACAAAACGUUAAAUCUACAACGGUAACGGUGAAAGGAGCAACACCAUGCUGGGAGCAAGAUUUUUUAUUCGAGACCAAUAAUUUGGAUACUGGUCUACUUAUAGAAGUCUGGAGUAAAGGAAUGAUCUGGGAUAGAGCGAUAGGAUACCAUUGGAUACCAUUGCAAACAAUACAAUAUUCUAAUGAGGAAGGAAAUGGUCAAUGGAGAUCAUUGGAAGCCGAACUGGUUAUGAGAGAUGGUGAAGUCAUUGGUACUAAAAUGCCAACAGGUCACUCUCUUCUUCUAGAUUGCCGAUUCGAACUUCCUUUCGAUGCCGAGAAUAUAGAAGCUAUGGAUCUUCAACGAAAACUUGAAAUGCUCAACAAUAGCAUGAGCAUGGAGCAAGAAGGCAGGCUGGAUAAUUUCCGCAGGCAAAUGAUAUAUCUUGGACACUUACUGCAAGAGUUACAAGAAGAACACAUACAGAGAUUUCUAAGAAACGAAGUCGAUGUCCCAUUAUGUUCUUGAGGUUUACUUGAUAUAUGUGCUCUAUAAUUUCAUUUACUUGUUUGUUUGUCAGAAAUAAAUUGGUUCAAAUAU